Molecule: messenger RNA, 1130 nt
Organism: Cannabis sativa
Lineage: Eukaryota; Viridiplantae; Streptophyta; Magnoliopsida; Rosales; Cannabaceae
Product: nudix hydrolase 26, chloroplastic
Exons: 6
Coding region: 212-931 (239 amino acids)
Biological process (GO): ribose phosphate metabolic process; nucleoside phosphate metabolic process
Cellular component (GO): chloroplast
Molecular function (GO): bis(5'-adenosyl)-pentaphosphatase activity; guanosine-3',5'-bis(diphosphate) 3'-diphosphatase activity
Source: RefSeq, a predicted model, not a curated record
UUUCCCUAUCCAAAAAAAUAGAAAGAUAUUUUCCAAUUGUUAGUGUAUCUCCAUUAAAUAACUUAUUUAGUGCAAUUCUUAUUUCAAAAUUAUUAAAUUAUAAUUCUACUCUCAAAUUAUUAUGUUUUCUAGAAUUUGUUAAUGCAUAGAAAAUUAAUGGAAAAAAUGAGUGUUUUGGGAGGAAAAGAAUGAAUUGAAGUGAUUGAAUGGAAUGGGUUUAAGCCGAUCGGUCUGUGCAAGUCUAAGUUCUCCACUUCAUCUUCUUCACCACCAUCAUCAUCACCAUUAUCAUCCCAUUUCCUCUUCCUCAACUCUUCUCCGACUUCCUACGCCUUCACCUUUCCUCAGCUACCCUCUUAAAUCCCCUAUUUUAUCACCUUUCCCACUCCUCUCUUCAUCUAUUACUACACCCCAAUCCUCCUUUUCCUCCUCAUCAUCUCCCGCCAUGGAAGCUCCUCCUGAAGGUUACAGAAGAAACGUCGGUAUAUGCCUCAUCAACGAUUCCAAAAAGAUUUUUGCUGCAUCAAGGUUAGAUAUACCAGAUUCAUGGCAAAUGCCUCAGGGGGGUGUUGAUGAGGGUGAGGAUCCCAGAAGUGCAGCCAUAAGGGAAUUAAGAGAAGAGACAGGAGUGAGUUCUGCUGAAAUCCUUGCAGAGGUACCUCAUUGGUUGACUUAUGACUUCCCACCAAAAGUCAGGGAAAAACUUAGGCAUCAGUGGGGAGGAGAUUGGAAAGGCCAGGCACAGAAGUGGUUUCUGUUUAAAUUUACUGGAAAGGAUGAAGAAAUCAAUCUCUUGGGGGAUGGAACUGAGAAAGCUGAGUUUGGUGAGUGGUCAUGGUUGUCAGCAGAACAAACAAUUGACCUGGCAGUUGAUUUUAAGAAGCCUGUUUAUAAAGAAGUUCUAUCAUUUUUCGCACCAUAUCUUCAGUAACCUUGAAACCUAAUGUUAAGGAUUAUGAUCGUUCAUCUUACUGAAUAUAUAUCUGUUUGACAUAGCAAUAAUUUCUCUUGCAACUUUAGCACAUUAUGAUCGUUCAUCUUACUGAAUAUCUGAUGGUGUUCCUCUCUUCUUGCUGUUUUAUAUGCCCUGAAUUCGAUAUAUCUAUGUUUUUGAAAAGAGUUACAAUUUU